Messenger RNA from Danio aesculapii, 11733 nucleotides. RefSeq lists its product as uncharacterized. The transcript is spliced from 3 exons. Gene Ontology annotation, biological process: positive regulation of blood vessel endothelial cell proliferation involved in sprouting angiogenesis. Gene Ontology annotation, cellular component: ruffle membrane; adherens junction. The coding region runs from base 116 to 5971 and encodes 1951 amino acids. NCBI's taxonomy places the organism in Eukaryota, Metazoa, Chordata, Actinopteri, Cypriniformes, Danionidae. The record is from RefSeq and is a predicted model, not a curated record.
UGAGCAGCUGUGUCCCCGCCUGCUGCACCAGCACUGCCCAUAGGCACACACACACACGCAUUUACACACGCCUUUGGGCUCCCUUUCCAACUCCGUCCACACACAUACACACAUCAUGUACAGUGUGGAGGACCUGCUGAUCUCUCAUGGAUAUAAACUGCCCAGGAGCGGCCCUGCCUCCUCCUCUUCCUCUGCGCCUUAUGACAAUCGAAACAACGAAUGUCGCCGUGAGAACGUCGUAGAGAACCGGCCUGCCGCUGCUGGUGGUGGCGGGACGCUCAACGGAUUUGGGACGACGGAAGGGGGAGCCGAAGGGAGCACUGGGGUGUACAGGCCAGCACCAGUCAAGUCUUAUCCUGAGAACAACAAUAAUAUCAAUGAGGGCCAUGAAAGGAUUCAGCGCAGAUUGGAGGUUCCUGUCGCUUUCCUCGGUGACCUGCAACCUCUGGGUGACUCUCUAGCGACUGACAGUGGGUUCUACGAUGCACCCAGCCUGACAUUCUCUGAACAUCCAGAUGAGCGGGAUAUUUCAUUUUGGAGAAGGAGGGGACAGGAUUUCAGUGCUCUUUUGGACUAUGCUGAUCCCAGGGAGCUCAGAGUGUCUGGGGGAUUGUGGCGAGGUCCAGUAUUAGCUGUUGAGGAGCUGAGAGGUGAGAGGCCACUGGCACGCUGGGAGGAAGGCCCAUGGAUACGAGAACCAAUAGACUCAGGCCCAGAGACUCUGCGUGUGACUGGAGAGAGAAAAUGCCAGAGUCUAGGCACAGAGGAAUGGCGGCCUGCAGUGGGCCUGGGUCGGCAGCUGUCAGAUGGGGAGGCUGAACAUUGGUCUCUGGAACAGCAACACCGUCUGCGACCAGCAGAGGGCAAUGUGUCAGCCACAGUGCGUGCCAAGUCCCAGUCACUCCCUCGAGUCCUUUCACCUGAGGAUCCUCACUAUGGAGAACUGCCUCAGACUGGUGCCCCAAAUCAGCCCCCUACACAAAGAAGUAACAGCUCUGCUCCAUAUGGUCGAUUCCACGGUGAAUGGCCUGCAGGGGAAAGGUGGAGUGGUCAGACACAAAGUCACGGUCCUUCUGCAGUUGUACCAAAGCCACGGUUCAGCCGCCCCGUCAAGCCCCCAUCUUAUGAGACUCACCAGCAAAACAGGGGAAGCUGGGAAACGUUGUCUUCUGAACCUGUGUCCAAACCCAGAGACCGUGCAGUGUGCUUUACUCAGAGUUUUGAACCACUUAGAGACCGCUCUGGUUGUUAUUCUCAGAGUGCAGAGCCUAUAAGAGAUCGGUCCAUUUGCUUUUCUCAGAGUGCAGAACCAAUUCGCGACCGCAUGAUAAGCCACUCUCAAAGUGCUGAACCACUAAGAGACAGAUUUAUCAGUCAUUCACAGAGUGCUGAACUUCUGCGUGAUCGUUUUUUCACCCACUCUCAUAGUGCAGAUCUGUUGAGGGACAGAUCCCUUUGUUACUCUCAGAGCUCAGAACUGCUACGAGACCGGUCCAUUUGUUACUCCCAAAGUGCAGAGCUUCUGAGACCAGAAGCAUAUAGAGAUCUGUUUUACCAUGAACUGACUGGUAUGGAGCCUCCUGGUUACAUCCCACCCCCCUCCUAUAGGAGAUUCCUUCCGCCCAGGAGCGGACAGAACUACAGAGCAGAUUCUGCUCUUGUCAGAUGGAAACGUGAGCCUGUGAGUGCAGAGAUGGGCCAGUGGUUUUCCAGGACCUCAGGAUUGUCAUGGUCAGAGCGGCGUGAAGACAGGAGCAUGGCAGUAAUUCCAAGAAGGCCUGUGCAUCCAGGGCCUGUUGUACCUAGCCGCUCAGGACUCGUACAGUAUGUCCCAUUUGAUGACCCGCGCAUCAGGCAUGUCUCAGGGGGGCCCUCUGGAAACUCACUCACAGACGCGGACAAGAUCCGACACGUCAACAAAGAGCUUCCCUGCGCUGCAAAUUUAGGACAAUCCACACAUGAUAGUGCCUUUCUCCCUUCACAGGGACAGAGUCUCAACACGGACACUAACAAACCGGCUCUUACUGAACAGGAGAAUUCUAACCGCUGGCACAAAGGGAUGAACAAAGGCAGUGAAACUGUAGCACCUGAGCAGAGUUGUGUCAAGUAUCCCGCAGCCUUUCAGCCCAGGCCCCUACAACCAAUCAUUAAAACAGAGAGAAAUACAGACCAGCAGGCUAGAACUGACAGAGUCACUGACCAAGUUAAGGUUGAGAGAGUAACAGAGCCGGUCAAAGUGGAGAGAGGUCCUGAACAGACAAGAACAGACCAGGUCAAAGUAACUGAGCAAGUGAAACCAGAACGUGUUACAGACCUGAUCAAACUGGAUAAACCUACAGAUCAGGUAAAGCCAGACAGGUUUACAGACAAACAAAUAAAGGUAGAAAGAUUAACUGACCAGAUACAGAUAGACAGGUUCCCAGAUCAGGUCAAGGCUGACAGAUAUACAGAUAAACAAAUUAAACCAGAAAUCAAGGUAGAGAAAGUUCCUGAAAAGCCCAUGAAAACAGACAGAAUUUCAGACAAGCAAAGUAAAGCUGAAAGACUCUUAGAGAAACACUUGAAGAUUGAUAGAAUUUUAGAAAAACAACUUAAAGCAGAUAAACUACUAGAAAAGCAAUGCAAACCUGACAAAUUUACUGACAAGUUGAUCAAGGCUGACAAGCAGGCAAAAGGAGAUGGCAGUACAGACCAGAUAAAAGUUGAGAAGAUUACUGACAAGUCUGGAAAGGCUGACAAAUCCAUGGAUAAAGGUUCAUCAGAGAGUGUGUCAACUGUAAAGACAGAACCAGUCCAGGAACCCGAGAAAAAGAGUGUGAAAAAGAAACUUAGUGAGACAAUUUUUUGCCUUGUGUCUGUCCCACUUUCACAGUCCAGUUCAAAAUCUCGAGAUCAAAACAACAAUGAAGAGAAAGAACCAGACUCUCCUCCAAUUCCUCCUCCUCCUCCACCAAGCUCCUCUAGUGAAAACAGCAACACCCUCGGCUCCCUGCCAAACCAAAGCCUCAAAAGCACAUCCACCACCUCCACUGACCUGGAGCUGCAAGCACUCACACUUGGCAGUGGGUCCAGUAGCAUAGCCACAAGGAGAAGUCACCGCAGAAGGAACUCACGCUCUAGGAUCAUCAAGCCAAACCCACAUGAUGAACUCAGACGGUAUUCUGGGGCAUGGCCAGGGGACCAGUACCGUGAUCAGGAGACCCAAACGAGCCCUGAGCCCACAAAGAGCAAUGCAAUUCCAUGUCCCACCAAUACAGAAGCACAAGAUGGUCAUGUUGCCCCAGAGGUAACAGCUCCUGCUGAGACCGCAUUGGUGGCUGCAGGGCCUGCCCCAGGGGCCCUUGGAGCUUCGUCAGCUCCAUCGGCUUCAUCUGCUCCAUCGGUUCCAUCUGUUCCACCAACUCCAGGAGCUCCACCAGCUUCAGGAGCUUCAGACCCCAGCACCCCUUAUGGGUAUCCCAUGAAGGGACAGAAAAGCUUAAAACCAUCCAGCAACAGUGCUUUUUCACGGACAGGUACCUUCUCCAAGAGCACAGGAUCUCACAGACCUCCAUUACAUCCACCACCACAUCCACCACCCCCUCCUCCAACCCAACCUCCAUCUCAACCUCCUCCCCCCCCUCCAACACAGCCUCCAUCACCACCAUCAGAUCCAACUGAAGAUGCAAAGUCAGCCUUUGGGCCAAACCCUGAAAACUCUGGCCAGUUUUUGCUGAAGCCUGUGUGCAGGCGUCCAUGGGAUGCCAUUGAGGAGCUUGAUGCCAUCAAUAAAGAGGCGCAGGAACAAGCAAGUAAACGUCCCAGCGUGGAUCAGUGCAUUGAGGAUCUUAAUGAGGCCUAUAAAGAUAUUAUGGAGCUUAGCACUGCCAGCAAUAACCUUCCCAAUCGUUCCUCCAUGCAAAUCCCUGACCGUAUAAAAUCCAGGCUAUCUUCAGAUCCGCUUGGGAUGCCAGCAACCACUCUUCGUCCAAGCUUGGUACCUGGAGGUGACCCAGAAUACCGGGAGGUGAAGAGUGCCUUUUCCCGGCCAUCAACUGGGAAGAGUGUGAGCUUCAGCAAACAACUGAGAGAGGAAAUUUGUCCUGCUCCUCCCCCACCAGAACCAGGCUUCAGAGAUUACAAAACCGUCAUGUCCCAGAUAACCCAGCGCAAAGCCUGCAGAUCAGUGAAGCUGGACAUCCCAACCCCCAAAGAGACCCAAAGAGAUGAUGAUUUGACUCUACAAACCUCCUCCACCUCUUCCAUGUCAGCUGAGGUCCCAUGGGGAGAGAGACAGCCCAUGCAAGAUGCCUCCACUUUAACCAGCCCCCCAGAUUACGAGCACAUCUGUCAAACUCUCCAAAUGGCCCGUGAAUCUGGGGCUGUUAGCCGUGCUUCUGUCAAAUCCAAACCUGGAAGUGCCAUGAGCAUUGAAACCCCUCAACAUGUACCUAUACCUGGAAGACCUCCAGUAGAUUCUGAGCAGCCAUGUUGUUCAUCAGCAUUAGAAGUGAGACAGGAGCCAGUCUCAAUAUUCAGGGAGGAAAGAAGCUCAGGCUUUAGAAGGGUAACAAGCAACUCUAAUAGGUUCCUUAGUAACAGGGGUGUGCUCUGUAGCCUUGCAACUGGAAAGCCGGUUGGUGAUAAAGCAGGUUUAGAGGCAAACCCAGAGGUACCUGCUGACUGGCAAAUGCAGCUUUUAUUAGCCGAAAAGCAUAUUGCUACUCUGAUAACAGGAGAGGGGACAGAAGAAGACCUUGAUGAGUCAAACAAGGUUAUAGGUGAUAAAGACGUUUUUGCUAGUGAGCCAGUUGAGAAAGAAGUGAUUAACAUUUUUGCCUCUGAUAUUAAGGACGAUUCUGAAAGUGCUGGGCAGAAAUGUUUAGAAAUAAAAGAGACAGAAGCAGAGCAAAAAGAGACACCUGAAAGCCAACAAACUGAAGUGAGAGAAACAUUGAGAGAGGAGGACACUUCUAGGGAAAAGAUGCAAUCGGAACAAGAGAAAUGUGAGCAGAAUGACCCUGUUACUGAAGGAACUGAUCAAAAGAGUGAUGUGACCUCAGAGGCAAUGAAAGAACCAAAUGUAAUCUUGAGAACAAAUAAGGCGGCAAUGUGGACUCAUUCAGGUUUGGAUUCAGAGCACCGUCCUGAAUUUCCACCAGAACACCUACCACUUUCUUUGCUACCUUGCACUAAUCGUAGACUGUCUCUAGGUUUGGACUGGGAGAAAGGUGGGUGGGAAGGGGAAAGUUUGGGCCAAGGUGGAUUCUGGUCCAAAGAGAGGCGGUCUCUUGAUGCUGAAAGAUGGGGUAUUGGUGGGGAGAGCUGGGGUUUAGACAAUGAUAGGCAGGAAGGCGGUGGUGAAAAGCGGGGGCUGGGGGGUUGGCGAGGGUGUGGUAUUGAUGGGCAGGGCACAGAUGAUUCAGACUGGGAGUUGGAUAAAAAUACUCAAGCCACUGAUGGCAAAGAAGCGGAUUCAGGUACAAAACAGGAAACACUUGCACAGGGUCUCGGUGAAGAACAUUGUAGUCCAGCCUCUAGCACUGACAAAAUAGAGCAUAAAGAAAUUAGUGUUUGUGAAAGAAUUGAUAAGGGGCAGAGUCGAGUUUCAGAUUGCCAGGUUUCAAGUGUUGAUAGACGGAGCCGUGGACUUUCCCAAAGAAUAGAGGCUCUUUUUACAGCCCCACCCGGGCAUGGCUCAAAGGAAAGACUUGCACGCAUGAAGGAGGUGGACACUGUUUCACGAAUGAGACGCCUUAGCCUCCGUAGCUCAGACUCUUGGGAUGGACUGCAGGGGGUCGGAAGGUGGGAAGAUUACGAAAGGGAGGGAGAAUGCCCCCCUCCUGCCCCAGAGUAUUCUUCAAACAUCACAAAAUUAGAGGAUACAGAAGGCAGUACCCUCCCUGCAGUCAUCAGUGAACCUAAAGAAACAAAGGAGGACCAGGAAACCCUAAAAGAGUCACAGAAGCCCAGCCAGGUGGAGAGGUCAUAGCUGAACCCUAGAGGUCAUCCAACUAAGGGCCAGCCUCCAGCACUGUGACCUGGCUGUCUGCAAAAUGCCUUCAUCCUCAUAUGCUUUUGAAACACCAUCAGACAUUGACACACACAUACACACACAACAUUAGACACAAACACACAGAGCGAUGCAUCUAUCUAAUACACAUGUCUGUGUGUAUAAAAAACAUUCACACACAAACUCAGCUGACACACAAAUACUCAAAGUCAUUGUCAUGUAUGCAGACGCUCACAUGCAUUCAGAACACCUUUCAACACCUCACCACACUGAGACAUCUGAAAUGGCCUUCUACUCCGACAAGAGCAUUGUGUAUCAACUCCACUCCACGCCCACUCAGUUCCAGCUCUGCUGGCUUUCUAAGUGUUGCUGUUCCACUGCCAGAGGGAGGUUCCCAACAAACCCCACCCCAUUCAUAUGUUAGUCCUCAUCUUGCGCCAUGUUUCUUAACUCCUUGUUCCUGUCAUUUUUCUUUCCCCUGCAAUUUUCCAUAAAAGUUUGGUUUAUUUGAUGUUUGUCUGGUGUGUUACUCAGCAACAAUGAACGUGUUGUUGUGUUAUGAAGAAACUAAAAAAACUACUUGUUGCGAUCUUUUUUAUAAAAUAGACUGUUCAAAAAGUAUGACAGAACAAUCGAUGACGUUUUAAAACCAGCAACAAUAUCUUAUCAUGUCCUACCCGUUCCAAAUGACCUAUCAUCUUCAGUGUUCUUUCCUCAAACCAUUUCCUUCCUCACAUCUUUGUCAAACACCUCAGUCUUCACACUAACCUUCAUUAUACUAACUCAUUCAUUUCAUCUAGACAGUGUUAUCUCUGCGCACCAGUGUUUUGCUAAUAGCGCAAUACCGCUAUUUGUGUAAGUGCUCACAACUUACAAUAUCAUCCCAUCAGUAUUAGCAAAGCCAUAUCUCUGUAUUCGAGGUCUUGUGCUAGAAUUCUUAAUUCCUAUGACCACAUUAGAUUUACAUUGUCUUUUUGUACCUUAAUCACUCUUUAUUUAUUGAAUUAAUGUCCGCAGUGCUUUAGUUUCUGACUUCGGGGCCAUUCUCACUGAACAUGUUUUUUCAUUCCAAUGUGCUACCUUUCCAUGCAAACACGCUCUUAAUUGACAUGUAUUACCGCUAUGCUCACAUCUCACAUCUUUUUUGGCCCCUCACACCACAAGCGCUGUUUUUAGGAACGUAGUGUCAAAACAAAAUGAAAUUUAACUUUUAUGGCCCAUUUCCACUGAGAGGUACAGUACGGUACGGUAAGGGUCACCUUUAUCAGGCUUGCAUUUCCACUGCCAAAAGGGUACCUUUUUAGUGGGUGUGGUGUACGACAAAAAGUUUCAGAGGACGUCAUUUUUACUCUGGAAAAUGUCACAGUAAAGCCGUACAGGUCGUUCACAUAUCAUAUGAGAAGCACUUCUCACAAAACAGAUGCUUUAUACACGUAAAUACUUGAGAAUAACUGUUCAAUACUAACCUUUCUGUGAACAUGAUUUAAUUAUUACUGCAGAUCAAUGAUAAAUUGCGAAAUAGCCUACUGUAACAUCUGCGAUUAUAUGAAAUAAACAAAUAAAUAAAUAGCAUAAAUGAACACAUACAGACCCUUACAGUCUUUGAUAUGUUAUCAAUUACAGAAAAACUACACACAGGAUAUAUUUAGUCUUUAUUUAGGUUAAAAAACAACACGAAAUAUAGCCCACAGUCAGUGUAAACCUCUCAGAUGUGUCUUUAAUCUUCAGCAGCACAUGUAACAUCUUGUUAGAAAGUAAUUCCGUCAUUCCGAGUUCAUAAUAGUCCAAAAGGUGAUGAUAGUAAUUAAACAUGGCAGUUUGUUCAUGUUUUAGGUAGCAGAAAGCAUCAUUUGCUGCUGUUUUUUCUGGCUUCCCCUUUGUUUUUUCGCGCUUCACACUCACGUUUGUCGAUUUCUAAAAGUAUUGGGUGUCAGAAGCGCUUCAAUGAUCACGCGCACAUUAUUUAUAUGAGGUCAAGAAGUUUGUUUCUUCUUGGCUUUGUGGCUGUCCAUUAAGAUGACGAAAGGGUUUUUUUUCAAGCUCGGGUCAACCAUGGCUUGUUAUUAUAUGUAUAUAUUAUUACAGUGUAAUGUCUUGGCUGUGAAUUUAAAAAUGGCAGUUCCUUUGUUUUCAUUCUCCUGCAUUUGCGAGUGACGUAUCUCUGUAAACCAAUAGCGUUUAGCUGCUCAUCUAGCUCUGCCUUUUUGUACCCUUUUUUCUGCUAGGUACCCUUUGCAAAGGGUAACCAAAAAGUGGUACAGUAUGGUUUGCUUUUAGGUACCUUUUGACAGUGGAAAUGGCCAUAAAAGCGUACUGAACCGAGCCAUACCGUACCAUACCACUCAGUGGAAACAGGCCGUUAUACGCAGUGCUGCUUAUCAAUGUCUGUUGCAAAGCAUUGGACAAGUUAGAAGAUGUUUCAGGCAGGGCAAUAGUUUACAGUAGCAAGUUGGCAUGUUUUUUAUUUGACAUUAACUUUUUUUGACUUCCUUUUUAUAAAAAACAAUUCCUAAAUGCUGCAUCUCACAUAUUUAGACCCAAAAACAUGUUCUGUGUGAAUGGCCUAUUAAAGCCAACCUCGUCAUAAUGCCAUGUCCUAACCUGGUGCAUUCAACAUCCUAAGAUUUUUGAUUCGUUAUUGCAGUUUUUCAUAUUUCAGUAAAAUUUGAAUGAAAAUAACUGCUUUUGAAAAAAAGAACUAUAUUUAGCAUACAGAAAACAAAUGUGGUGGUUCAUUCCACUGUGGCAACCCCUGAUAAAUCAGGCGCUAAGCUAAAGGAAAGGAAGGAAAAUCUUUUUUCCAGUAAUUUUUCUCAAUAGCCCAAUGUAGUCAGAAAUAUUAAUGGCUAAAAUAAACCUUUUCAAAGCUUUGAGCAAUAGAAAGGUGCUAUUUAUUCUUCUUUUUUUUGAAUCAACUGAAGCAAUUGCUUAGCAAAAUGAUUCACUGAUACCAAAAGACACUGGCCACCAGUUUCCAAUCCUCUUCAGAAUACCUUCUUGUUGAAAUUGCAUCACAUACCUGUAUCUUUCCCCAUGUUCGAGCUUCAUCAUGCAUGACGUUCACCAACCCGUUCAUCUUUCAUACUAUUCGCCCACUAAAACCUCAUAAAUUGAUCAGCCUGUCCAUAAUCCUAAAACCAGGCCGUCUCUACCCCAUUAAUUUUGUCCCUCCAGCCUCUGUUGACACCCUGGAACUCUCUUGUCGUUUGUUGGAACAUGUGGUCCGCUUGUGGAGUGAUUUCAAGGGGUGCGUUUACCCCUCUGUCCAAUGUGGUUCUGUUUGAGCAGACAUGAAUGUUUUGUAAACGCUUUUUAAAUUUUGGUAUAUAUAGUUUUUUUUUUACUUUACCAAAACCAGUAAGGCAGUUUUACGAGAACUGUUCGAUUAAUUCAUUCAUUUUCUGUCAUGUUUAUGUGUCACGUGAGCUGUUCUGCUCCAAAUCAGGAGUCAGUAGAAGAAGCUCAAUGGCUCUGAACUGUUUUCAUUUUCUGACAAAUCGAUCAAAGAAACCGUAUCGCUCUUGGUUCAAACCCAUAGUGCCCUACAACCAGAACUUUUCAGCACACUGUAACGUAUGUCCCUGAGUGUGGAGAGCUUUGUACAGUAUCGACAAAAAAAAAAAAAAGAAAAGAAAAAAGUGAGGUAUUGCAGGUCAAACGGAGACCUGGGUUGGAUGAGCGUUUCAGUAUUUGAUGUAUCAACUUUAAAAGCACCUUGUUAACGUAUUUUUAUCGGGAUUGGAUUCAAAGAGAAUUUUUAGCUAUCAAGUGGCCUUUUUGAAACACACCAGUAACGAUAAGCCUAAGGAGUUACUUUGAAACACCACCAAAAUGUUUGAUAUCUCAAGUGUCGAAAUGUGCAUCAUGUUUUGAAUGUUUGUCUGAUAUAUCAAAUACCUUAAAUGAUGUUGUGUGACCCAGGUUUCACUUUGAAUUAGGGAACUAUUUUCAGGCGAUGUAGACUUCAAGAAAAAACAGGGUCCAAAUGCGAACACAAAGACACACGUUAGCUACUUGUUGCGUGUCUUCACCCUAAACCCCCAGGUAACUUCGGGAAGCAAUAAAUGCUCACGACGAGUGUUUUCGAUGACAAAUGUGUACAGAUAAUUUUAACGGUUAAACGUAGAUGGUUGCAAAGUAGAGGACAGCUCUAGAAAUGUAAUGAUUUGGAUUAGUUUAGGUGAAAGAUACUCUAUGGUAAUGUGUGAUAUGUAUGGAACAAUUUUAGGAAAAACGAAACUUCUGAGAUACCAUAUGCUACGGAAUGGAGAGAUACUUUCUGACAUCUUAAUGCAUGAAAGCUUGAGCAAUAUUGUCCAACACUAAAAGCGCUCAUUGGCUGUAGAAAAUCCGGGAAGCGGUAUGUACUUGUGUUUAAAAGUGUCAUCUAUCCAAAUGUCACUAUUAGAAAAGCGUUUCAGUUUGCGUGCAAGCGGGAUGAAAGAGUGUGCGCGCGUGCAUGUGUGUGUUCGCUUGCUUUUUUCCUCAUCAUAGUGCCGUCCAUGCGAUUUAACAAAAUAAUAAUGCAUUUCACUGAAUACUUAUUUUUUUUAUCAUUGGAAUUGUUAACCAGUCUGCAUUAUGUAUAAAAUAAAAGUAUAUUUUAAAUAUUUUAAAAGAUAUUUUGUAUUUAACCAUGAUAAUUAAUUUCUCCGCUCUUGGAUCAAGUUGGCAGUAUUACGUUGCUGUAUAGAAUGAUAAGAAAAUUAUAUAAUUUUCUAGCGCUUCAAAACAAAAAUAGAGAAAAAAGAGAGAGAACGAGACCUGCAGCAUGUCCCAUUUUGGCUUCUCGAAUUUUAGGGGCUCUCGUUGUAAACAUCGAACAUGUAUUACAGGACUUCUUCUUUUUUUUCUUUGGGAGUUUGUAGUAAAUCCUGUAGUAAAUUCAAAAGGCUCAAGGUUGAUAUUUGACGCUUUGUAUAGUUAUAAUGUUCAUCCAGUUCGCAAAUUUAGUGGAUCCAUUCACAGCUGCCUAGAAACUUGUUACAGAAAAGUGCAUACAACGAGGAAAUCGCAACAUUAAAAGUGACUUUGUUUGAUCUUGAUUCCGUUCAAAGCUAAAUGUGGCCUUAUUUUAUUUGAGCAUCUGUACGUCUUCCAUUCAGAAUCAUGUACUGUUAUCAUCAUGAGCUUUUUCUACCAAGAAAUGAGACAUAAAUCAAUAGGUAAACAGUCUUUAGAUCACUCAGCCAAAUAUUUCUUUCUUUCUUUGCAAGUACGAUAAGCUAACGUUCGGAUUGAAAGUAAGAUGUGUAGCACACUGACAGGAUCUGUUCCCUACUUCACUGAAAAAAAGGCCAUAACUGUUAUAUGAUUUCAAGCUGUUUUCAUGAACUAUGUAGCAUUUUUGCCAUUGUAGCAUUCAGAGUGUGUUAAACGUGGGAAAGCCACUGAAUCGUACUGUUUUUAUUUUCAUUUGUAAUGGGAGUCGUAAUGAUAACACUGUCUGUAUCUGAAAAACACAAGCUGUUGCAUUUUUCAUGCCAAGAGUGUCAUGGGUUACAUUUUUAACGCUUUUUUUAAAAGUCAUUGGACAUUUCUGGAUAUCAUGGUUCGCAUUUGCAUACACCCAUUUUUUUUUUGGUUCCAUGUUUGUAAAUGUUUUAGGCAUUUGAAAUGUAAAUAUGUGACAUAAGGAUAAAAAAGAAUCAGAUUUAAUAAACAUUUUCUACAAUUUAAUUGCUGUGUAUCUGAAUAAGAUCUGUAUAGCUAUGUUUGGAGUUCGUUAAUCCUCUUUAUUA